AUGAAGGCUGUCGUAUUCGAGGGACCGUAUCGUGUCUCUGUGCAAGAUCGUCCGCUGCCACAGAUCCAAAACAGCAAAGACAUCAUCGUCAAAGUCGAGGCAACUGCACUAUGUGGCUCCGAGCUUCAUGUCUACCGUGGACAUCAGAAGUCAAGCGAUGGGUUUAUCAUGGGCCACGAAUUUACUGGAACCGUUCACCAGGUUGGAUCUGAUGUCCACACAGUUCAAAUCGGUGACAGAAUCGUUUCCCCAUUUACUGUCUCAUGUGGCGAGUGUUUCUAUUGCGCCAGGGGCUUCACGGCUCGUUGCGAACAAAGUUUGCUGUUCGGCUCAGCCGGCCUUGAUGGUGGACAAGCAGAAUACGUGCGAGUGCCUUUCGCCGAUAGCACUGUUUUCAAAGCUCCCGAGGCCAUCUCCGACCGUGCUCUGCUUCUGAUGGCGGAUAUUUUUCCAACGGGAUACUACGGUGUCAAAAGCGCCACUCAACUGUCCUCCGCAAUAGAGAUCAAAGACUCAACUGUUGUCGUGAUAGGGUGCGGUCCGGUUGGUCUUUGUGCCAUCACUUGCGCCUCUGCUCUCAAUCCUCGCCAUCUUUUUGCCGUUGAUGCAGUGGAUAGCCGCUUGGAGAUUGCCGAAGAAAUAGGAGCGAAACCCCUCAACUUCCAAAAAGACCCCGAGGGAAUGCGUAGGCAAGUGCUGGAAGCAACGCAAGGUCGUGGGGCUGACAUUGUCAUCGAAGCGGUUGGCCUCUCGCCUGCGCUUCGGACCGCUUUUGACCUUGUGCGACAGUUUGGGGUGAUAAGCAGCAUUGGGGUUCAUAACGCCGAGAUUCCAUGGUCUGGAAAUGAGGCUUAUGGAAAAAACGUCCGUCUUCAAAUGGGAAGAUGCCCAGUGAGGCAUGUUUUCGCAGAAGCUUUGGAAGUUCUGGAGCAGAAGCAGAAACAACUGGAAUUCAUGUUUGAACAUGUCAUGCCACUUAGUCAGGCCACCGAAGGCUAUGAUCUCUUUGACAAGAUGAAAGUGCAAAAAGUGAUAUUCCGCCCAUAG
Ustilaginoidea virens is the source of this 1047-nucleotide messenger RNA. RefSeq lists its product as uncharacterized. Gene Ontology annotation, molecular function: oxidoreductase activity; zinc ion binding. The coding region runs from base 1 to 1047 and encodes 348 amino acids. NCBI's taxonomy places the organism in Eukaryota, Fungi, Ascomycota, Sordariomycetes, Hypocreales, Clavicipitaceae. The record is from RefSeq and is a predicted model, not a curated record. The transcript is spliced from 7 exons.